AUAUGAAACAUAUUCGUGUCUUACUGCACUAUAAAAUAUAUUUACCAACCUUAUUAUACAUUCACAGCAGGAAUGUAUUAUGCAUUUUAAGCCCAUAAGCCCAUUUUAACUCUCUUGUAGUCAUUUUUUUGUAAGAGCAAAACCUAGUCAUGCUUUGCAAAAGACUGACUCAGACUCAUGCUGUGACAAAGUUUAAACAAAGUGUUUAAAGUCCAAAUGAACCAUACAGCAAAUUAAGAACUCUAUACAGCUUGAUAAUGUUCAUUUAUAUUUAAAAUACCAUAUAAUUCUGUAUAGUUUAGAGAGAGAGAGAGAGAGAAAGAGAGAGAGAGAGAGAAAGGUGGGCUUAGUAAAUCUGGAGGAGGAGAAAAACACUUGUAGGGCCUUUCAUCCAAGAAAUACUUUACCCUGCUUUAGUUUUCAGCUCUGAAAAGGCACCGUGUAGAAGGAAAGUUAAAGAACAAGAGCUUUUUAUAGAUCACGCUGGUUUAAAAUGAGGAAAACUAAAUGGAAGUUUACACAAAGGAAAAGUCAACGCUAAGCUCAGGAGACCGAAGUCAUUAAUAGAGUCACAAAUAACCAGAUUUUUGGAAAGCUUUUCCUUUCGAUUGGAACAAAAGUAAGUGAAAAUGGAUCAGGAACGCUGUGGGAUCUCAGGGUCUUCCUGUAAUGUUAAGGACUCAAUCCAGUCAUUGACAUCCAGUCUGGGCUCUCAGAAUACUCUGCUGAGCAGAUGCACAGUGUCCCCCGCUGCAGAGAGACUGCGUCACAUUCUCCGAGAAGAUGAUGAACCCACACCCACUCUCUUCACUGAGAUGGACACACUGCAGCAUGAGGGGGGAGAGAUGGAGUGGAAAGAGUCGGCCAGGUGGAUUAAGUUUGAGGAGAAGGUCGAGGAGGGUGGAGAGAGAUGGAGCAAACCACAUGUGUCAACAUUGUCUCUCCACAGCCUGUUUGAACUGCGUACGUGUCUGCAAACCGGCUGCAUUCUGCUGGAUCUGGAGGGAUAUUCACUGCCGCAGAUAGUGGAUACCAUCAUUAAUAAGCAGGUGCAGGAGGGUCUCAUAGCUCCAGAGAUUCGUGAGAAGAUCAGUUUUGUUCUCUUGCGGAAGCACCGUCAUCAGACCAAGAAGCCCAUCCAUCGCUCGCUGGCCGACAUCGGAAAAUCCAGCCCUUCCAACCGCAGUCCGAUCCCCAGUCCUCGCUCUGGCUCAGGUUUUCAUCGCUCUACUGAGGACCUGCGUUCUCGACAGAGCGGAGGCCUCAGCAAACUGCAUCCUUCUCAGUGCCGCAGUAUGAAUGAUAUUUCCAUCACGCCCAAUAGUGAUCAGCUGAAAAAUAAGUUCAUGAAGAAGAUCCCGAGGGACGCAGAGGCGUCUAACGUACUUAUUGGAGAGGUGGAUUUUUUGGACAAGCCGCUUGUGGCGUUUGUCCGCCUGGCUCAAGCCACAACACUCGGGGGUCUCACCGAAGUCCCCGUACCAACCAGGUUUCUCUUUGUACUGCUCGGACCCAAUGGCAAGACCAGAUCCUACAAUGAGAUCGGCCGUGCGAUGGCCACACUUAUGGUUGAUGAUCUCUUCAGUGAUGUCGCCUACAAAGCCAGAGAUCGUGAAGAUUUGAUCGCUGGUAUCGAUGAGUUUUUAGAUGAGGUGAUAGUUCUUCCUCCAGGAGAAUGGGACCCAAAAAUUCGCAUUGAGCCUCCCAAAAAACUCCCUUCAGCUGAAAUGAGGAAGUCUGUUUUUUCUCUGAACGAGUUGGGUCAGCCGAAUGGAAAUGCAGGGGGAGGUCCAGCGUCUGCCGAAGAUGAGGAGAUGCCUGCACCUCAUGAACUCGGAGAGGAGCUGAAGUUCACUGGCCGAUUUUGUGGUGGGCUCUGGCUUGACAUAAAGAGGAAGGUGCCCUGGUUCCUCAGUGACAUCUACGAGGGCUUCCACAUCCAGUCCAUUUCAGCCGUGCUCUUCAUUUACCUGGGCUGCAUCACUAACGCCAUCACCUUUGGAGGACUUCUGGGGGACGCUACAGACAACUACCAGGGUGUGAUGGAAAGUUUUUUGGGCACGGCUUUGGCCGGUGCCGUCUUCUGCUUGUUUGGUGGUCAACCCCUCAUCAUCCUCAGCUCUACAGGACCGAUACUGAUCUUUGAAAAGCUUCUCUAUGAAUUUAGCAAGAACAAUGAAAUCGACUAUAUGGAGCUUCGGCUCUGGAUCGGCCUGCACUCGUGUCUUCAAUGUUUGAUCCUGGUGGCCACAGACGCCAGCUACAUCAUCAAAUACAUGACACGCUUCACAGAGGAAGGCUUCUCCAGCCUCAUCUCCUUCAUCUUCAUCUCUGAUGCCCUUAAGAAAAUGACAGGAACAUUUAACUAUUACCCCAUCGAUCGAGACUUUAAGCCGGAUGACAUCACCACGUACAGGUGUGACUGCCUGCCUCCUGAUCAAGUUUCUUCAUUGGCUCAUAAUGCUUCUGCUCCGUUAGGCAUAGAAAACUUCACAGAUUACUCUAUGUUUAAUUUCUCAGCUAUGUACUGGAGUCAGCUGAAUAAGAAAGACUGUGUGAAUUUCGGCGGUUCACUGGCGGGCAAAUCCUGCAAAUAUAUCCCUGAUCUGGCACUGUUGUCUCUCAUCCUGUUCUUCGGCACUUACUCCAUGACCAUCUCGCUCAAGAAGUUCAAAUCCAGCCGGUACUUCCCUACAAAGUGUCGUGCCUUGAUAGGAGAUUUUGCCAUAAUUAUAUCCAUCCUGGUCUUCUGUCUUCUGGAUUAUGUGAUGUCAUUGGACACACCCAAACUGCAUGUGCCCACCCAGAUUAAGCUUCGGAAACUCAUCAGUGAUUUUGCAAUCUUCACAUCAAUCAUGACAUUUGUUGGUCUUGAUAUGUUUAUGGGGCUUAAAACGCCUAAACUGAUUGUCCCAACUGAAUUUAAGCCCACACGACCGGACCGUGGUUGGAUCGUAAUGCCUUUAGGAAAGAACUCCUGGUGGAUUUGUCUGGCCAGCUUUGUGCCUGCACUACUGGUCACCAUAUUAAUCUUUAUGGAUCAGCAGAUCACUGCCGUCAUCGUCAACCGUAAAGAAAAUAAGCUAAAGAAAGGUUGUGGUUAUCACCUGGAUCUGUUCUGGGUGGGCGUCCUCAUGGCCAUUUGCUCAUUCAUGGGUUUGCCCUGGUACGUAGCGGCCACUGUCAUCUCGAUCGCCCACAUUGACUCCCUGAAGAUGGAGAGCGAGUCCAGCGCCCCUGGCGAACAGCCUCAGUUCCUCGGUGUACGAGAACAAAGACUUACAGGCACAUUAGUGUUUGUAUUGACCGGAGUCUCAGUGUUUCUUGCACCAGUACUACAGUACAUCCCCAUGCCUGUGCUGUAUGGAGUAUUUCUUUAUAUGGGUGUCGCCUCUCUCCAUGGUAUUCAGUUUUGGGAAAGGAUAAAGCUUUACCUCAUGCCGGCCAAACAUCAGCCUGAUUUUGCUUUCUUGCGACACGUCCCCCUGCGCCGCGUGCACCUCUUUACCCUGGUGCAGAUCACCUGUCUGGCCGUCCUCUGGAUCCUGAAAUCCACCGUGGCAGCCAUCAUAUUUCCAGUCAUGAUUCUCGGCCUGAUGGUCGUGCGGAAGAUGUUGGACCUGGUCUUUUCACAGCAUGACCUGGCCUGGCUGGACGACAUCCUGCCUGACAAAGACAAGAAGAAGAAAGAGGACGAGAAGAAAAAGAAAGAGAAGAAGAAAGUGAAAGCAGAAGAACAAAACAACAGUGAUGAAGAGUCAAAGAGUCCCAGAGAUUCCCAGCUCUCUGUAAAGAUUCCUCUAGAGCUCAUGAGUCCAUCAACUCAUCCACCAUGUUUAUCAAUCCCUCCUAAAUCCGAUCCAUCACCCUCUGACUAAGUCUGAAGUCACCUGACAUGGAUGAAGUUCCUGAGCCUUACAGCAUCCCAAAGCUUCCGCCUGAUUCUUGAUCUUCACACAUAAACUGUUUGUCCUCACACUCCUCAUGAGACACAUUCACACACAUACACAUCACUGCCAGUUUUACAGUAAACACACAGAUGCAUGAUAUUUUUAUGUGCAUGACCAACGCAACAAUUGACGCACGUUUCCAAACCCACACUGACCAGUGAGUCAUUCGAACCUUGGAUCUUUCUCAAGAUUAAAUCUUUCACAGAGCUGCUGCCAGUUUGGCUCGUAUGCCCUGAUGAGCUCACAAUGAACAUUCAGUGCGUGUUUUAGAUCAGUAGAGGAGAUUCACACAUGUAUAUUUAGAUAAGAGUGAUGCAAUUAAAAUGAUACCUGAAGAAAUAACCAUACGCAGCAGAAGAGGGUUGAACUAAGUUAAUGAUUUUAUUAUCCGAUCAUGUAUGUAUUUGCACUGUGUGAUAUUAAAUAUGAAUUUUAUAGGAUAUAGUAAGAUGAUCACAAAUAAAUUGAAUUGUAGGUAAACAAAUAACUAUGUCUAGUUAGUAGAAUUUAUUUGAAUUAAACGCAUUAUUAUUUUCAAUAUAGAUUUUGGGUUAAUUUUGUAGCAUUUUCUAUUUAAAAAUCGGAUGAGAGAUAUUUAAUG
Molecule: messenger RNA, 4551 nt
Organism: Paramisgurnus dabryanus
Lineage: Eukaryota; Metazoa; Chordata; Actinopteri; Cypriniformes; Cobitidae
Gene: slc4a5b
Product: solute carrier family 4 member 5b
Biological process (GO): regulation of intracellular pH; monoatomic anion transport; transmembrane transport
Cellular component (GO): plasma membrane
Molecular function (GO): sodium:bicarbonate symporter activity; monoatomic anion transmembrane transporter activity; solute:inorganic anion antiporter activity
Source: RefSeq, a predicted model, not a curated record